This is a messenger RNA of Cylas formicarius (sweet potato weevil), 824 nucleotides long. Its product is annotated as bolA-like protein DDB_G0274169. The coding region runs from base 157 to 513 and encodes 118 amino acids. The record is from RefSeq and is a predicted model, not a curated record. Gene Ontology annotation, cellular component: mitochondrion. NCBI's taxonomy places the organism in Eukaryota, Metazoa, Arthropoda, Insecta, Coleoptera, Brentidae. The transcript is spliced from 2 exons.
CUGUUCUGCGGUUUUAUCUGUGUUUUCUUAUUUCUUAUGAGUUUGCAUAUAUGCAUUCCUAAUGCUCCCUAAAUAAUUAUUUUUUUUGGAAAAUAAACAAAAAGUAACCAAAGCCAGCGAGUUGAUCUAAAAUUAGUACCCAUUUCAAAUUUUUAAAUGCCGAUACUAAAUUUGAUGAGAAAAAUGUCUUUCUUGGAAAAGCCUGUAGAGAAAGCUAUAAUAACGAAACUGACGGAUCUUUUGGCCCCCCAAGACUUACGCGUAAUCAACGAGUCCCACAUGCACAACGUACCAAAGAACUCUGAAACGCAUUUCAAAGUGGUGGUGGUGUCAGACAAAUUCACAGGCAUGCCUCUGUUAAAGAGACACCGGAUAAUAAACGAUGCUCUUAAAUAUGAGUUGCAAAACGGGGUCCAUGCGCUGGCAAUCGAGGCCAAAACGCCCGAACAAUGGGCGGAGAGCAGUCGGAUAAUCGAUGCGAGCCCUAAUUGUCGAGGUGGAUUCGGAAAAUAGGAAAAAUUUGCUGUAGACACACGGAUUUUGGUUAGUUGAGAAUUUCAUUUUUUGGCGUUGUUGUGAAGUUAUUCGUGAAAUUUGCAGCGAAUUUAAACAACUUCUCAAAUUCGAAUUGUUAGAAUUUUAGGUUAUCAGCUGGUUGAUUUUUUCAUUGCCGACAGUGUGAGGUUAUACGUAUUGGCGUUUUUUGAUAUUCAUUUUACAGUUGUUUAAGCGGCUAUGUGUAGAAAUUCACGAAGAACUAUGAAGUGUAAACUGGUAUGGAUGAAAAUUCUUUAUAAAGUUUAGAGAUUGGAAGGAUUGGGAGA